Messenger RNA from Phragmites australis (common reed), 1765 nucleotides. RefSeq names its product cytokinin dehydrogenase 1-like. Gene Ontology annotation, molecular function: cytokinin dehydrogenase activity; FAD binding. The coding region runs from base 81 to 1634 and encodes 517 amino acids. NCBI's taxonomy places the organism in Eukaryota, Viridiplantae, Streptophyta, Magnoliopsida, Poales, Poaceae. Gene Ontology annotation, biological process: cytokinin metabolic process. The transcript has 4 exons. The record is from RefSeq and is a predicted model, not a curated record.
UAUAUACGGGUGCAAACACCACACCCUAAUUACCAACACAUCACAUCUCUCUUGCGGAAUAAGCUCUGUUAACGUUGCUAAUGGCGAUGAUUUACCUGCUAUUAGCUUCGCUAAUCGCCUCCCAUGCACAAGGCACGUUUGGUGAUCGUCCCUGGCCAACCUCCCUCACCGCGCUGGCGGCGGACGGCAAGCUCCGGACCGACAGCAACGCCAUCGUGCCGACCUCAACGGACUUCGGCAACAUCACGACGGCGCUGCCGGCGGCCGUGCUCUUCCCGGCGUCCUCGGGCGAAGUGGGUGCACUCCUGAGCGCGGCGUACUCCACCCCCGGGUGGCCGUACACCAUCGCGUUCCGCGGCCGCGGCCACUCCACCAUGGGGCAGGCCUUCGCUCCCGGCGGCGUGGUCGUCCACAUGCCGUCCCUGGGCGACGCCGCCCCGCGCAUCAACGUGUCAGAGGACGGCAGCUACGUGGAUGCCGGCGGCGAGCAGAUGUGGAUCGACGUUCUGCGCGCGGCGCUGGAGCGCGGCGUGGCGCCGCGGUCGUGGACGGACUACCUCCACCUCACCGUCGGUGGCACGCUCUCCAACGCUGGCGUCAGCGGCCAGGCGUUCCGGCACGGCCCCCAAAUAUCCAACGUGUACGAGCUGGACGUGAUCACCGGCAACGGCGAGAUGGUGACGUGCUCCAAGGAGCUCAACGCUGACCUGUUCGACGCGGUGCUGGGUGGGCUCGGUCAGUUCGGCGUGAUCACCCGCGCCCAGAUCGCGCUCGAGCCGGCGCCGGCGGGGGUGCGGUGGGUGCGGCUCGUGUACACCGACUUCGCCACGUUCACCGCCGACCAGGAGCGUCUCAUCUCCCCGCGGCCGGACGGCGCGUUCGGGCCGAUGAGCUACGUUGAGGGGUCGGUGUACGUGAACCGCAGCCUCGCCGGCGGACUGAAGGGCACGGGGUUCUUCUCCGACGCCGACGUCGCGAGGAUCAUCGCGCUCGCGGCGGAGAGGAACGCCACCGUCGUCUACAGCAUCGAGGCCACACUGAACUACUACGGCAACGCCACUGCUGCCUCGGUGGAUCAGGAGCUCAAGUCCGUGCUGGACGAGCUAAGCUUCGUGGAGGGGUUCGCGUUCGUGCGCGACGUGACGUACAUGGAGUUCCUGGACCGGGUGCACACCGAGGAGGUGGCGCUGGACAAGGCCGGGCUGUGGCGAGUCCCGCACCCGUGGCUCAACCUGUUCGUGCCGCGGUCGCGCAUCGCCGACCUCGACCGCGGCGUCUUCAGGGGCAUCCUCCAGGGCACCGACGUCGUCGGCCCGCUCAUCGUGUACCCCAUGAACAAAUCCAAGUGGGACGACGGCAUGUCGGCGGUGACGCCGGCGGAGGAAGUGUUCUACGCCGUGUCGCUGCUGUUCUCGUCGGUGGCGAACGACCUGAAGCUGCUGGAGGAGCAGAACCGGAGGAUCCUGCGGUUCUGCGACCUCGCCGGGAUCGGGUAUAAGGAGUACCUGGCGCACUACACGAACCGCGGAGACUGGGUCCGGCACUUUGGCGGCAAGUGGGGUCGGUUCGUGGAGAUGAAGGACAAGUACGACCCCAAGAAGCUGCUCUCCCCCGGCCAAGACAUCUUCAACUGAUCGAUCACCACUAACUCGCAUCAAAUUCUUGGGUUAAUAUCUUGUACUACAUAUGGAGUACCAAUUCAUCUAUACCAGAUGAUUCAUUACAAGGUCAUGUACGUGAUGUGAAUAAUAAUAAGGGGAAAUCA